GUCAAAUGUCAUUAUCCAGGUCACCUGUCUACAUAGGUUUCCUACUUCAUUGCCUGUCUACCUGUCUUACUGUCUUCUUGCUUGGCUCGUUUGAAUACCAAUACUACAAUACAAACCGUGUUAAAAAUUAAGAUCAUUGACAAAUGUUAACUUAGUGACUAAAAAUAUAUCUUUAAAUUCAAAGUGAUAUAUGAAAUAAUGAAACUCUUGAAUUAAGUUUAAUUAUCGCGGAACUGGCAUAAUUUAGCUUAGCUUCGAAACGAUGCUCCAUCGGCGGAAAACAAUGGCUCACAAAAAAUUUGGUUUCGGUCAUUUUUCAUUUUUAAUUUGUUUGUAUUCAUUAACAUUAUAAAAUUAUUUCACUGUUUAAUAUUUUUAACAUUCAUGUUAUUGUUAGAUUAGCUUUAUUUAUAAAAUUGUAUUAGUUUUUAUUUCAUAGAUUAGCGUUCGUUAGUCAUGAAUAUUCAAGUAUGCAGGGACACUUCAGACGCUGUGGCGCUUUACUUGCCACAGCGUUUGUAUUUAAAAUCGUAUGCCAAGCUUAAUAUUUCUGUCCAGCUUCCCUCUCACAAGGUACACGGCAAAACUAUAUCCAAUUGGGAGCUCAUGGAAAAACUGCGGAAAAUGAUCCAACCUGAGAGUUUUUCAUUGUUAAAAGUGUCGAAACAUAGUUCGGAAGUGAUCAGAUUUGAUGCGGAAAUAGAAAAUUAUAGUAUGCUAAAGAUGGUGAUUAUGAGACUUGAUGAACGUGUGGUGAAGUUGAAUGAUUACCCGGAGCCCUUAAGAGUGAAAGUUUGUGAAGCGAAGUCGGAUUUCCCUUCUCGUCACGCUUGGGACUCGUUCUUUCGAGAUGCGUCCGAUAUGGAUGAGAUGAAGCCAGGAGAAAGACCAGACACUAUUCAUAUAUCAAACCUGCCAAUACGUUGGUUUGUUCAUAAAAAUGAACGGGAUGAAGAUGCGAUGCCUUCUGAGAGCUUAUUCAAAAAGGUCUUUGAAAAGUUUGGUAGGGUACGUCAAGUGGACAUACCUAUUGCUGAUCCAUUUAGACUUCAAAUGAAAUCAGCCAUCAGAGGCAUCAUGUAUCCAACAGAAGAUGCAGCUGUGUAUUUUGAAGGAUACGUACAGUUUAAUGAAUAUGUCGGUUUCGUCAGAUGUAUGGAUGAAUUGAGAGGCAAGAAAUUAGUUAGAAAGCAGGAUGACAUUGCCGAGUGGUGUAGCAUCAGGGUUGAUUUUGAUAAGACAAAGCACAUGACUGAUGCAGCCAUCAAGAGAAGGGCUAUAGUUAGAGAAAGACUUGCAGCACGAAAGAGUCACAAAGAGGAAGAAGAACAAGCGGAAAAAUUGAAAGCUGCUAAAAGAGAAGCAAAGGAAAGACAAAAAUAUGAAUUGGCUGAAAAAGAGAAAUUGGAGAAGAUGAGGCAAAGAGAAGAAAGGAGAAAGAAAAAGCAACUUGCCAAACUAAUGGAGAGAGACAAUGUAGACCUGAAUAGCAAAGUGGCAGAAGAACAGAAGAAGUUAUUGAAAGCUCAAAAAAAGUUACAAGCCAUUAGGCUAGUUGCAGAAUUGUUUAAGAGAAUUGAGCUCCGUCCAGAACUACAGCGUAAUGGUGCUAAAACUCACAGAGCAUACAAUGAAAGCUUGAGGGCUCGUGUCGUAGAAAAGUUCAAAAGGCAACAAGAAGAAUUGUUGGAAGCACAAAGGAAGAAUCUCAGAAGCGCACUUGAUGGUCGUAUAGUGAUCCGUUCAGCUUUAGAAACGAAGAAGCCGAGACGUACCUCUUCCCUCAGCUCUCUAUCGGCUGACGAAGAAAAUCAACUACGAAUAAAAACAGAAAGAAUCCCAAGUCCGGACUCGAGAAUGCAAUAUGAUAAAACACCUGUUCCUGCGAUGUACGGGAUGGCGAACCCUUACAGCUUCGGGUACCCGGCGUUCAUGCCGCCAGGAUAUGCCUAUGGACCGCAAAGUUCAAUGUACUACCCCCGCGCGGCGUACCCUGCGGAGUGGGCGCGGCGCGCGGGCGGGGCGCGGGGGCGCGGGCGCGGCGUGCGGGGGCGCGGGGGGGCGCGGCCGCGGAUGCCGUACUUCGACGGACCGGACGCCACCGCGCAGUACUACAGAUACUUCAAGAAGCUGAAGGAAUCCAACGAACACGACGACCGGCUGCAUUCUCGCUCCCGCUCUCGGUCCCGCUCCCGCUCCCGCCGCCGCUCGUACACCCGCUCCCGCUCCCGCCGCCGCUCAUACUCCAGGUCGAGGUCUCGUUCAAGGAGAUCCAGAUCUAGGAGUCGUUCCAGGAGUCGUUCAAAGAGCAGAAGCAGACGGUCUUAUUCCAAGAGUAGGAGAUCUAGGUCCUACCACGACCGCUCCAGUUCUCGGUCGCGGAAGCGUUCCAAGUCACGGAGCAGAUCCAGAACCCCUGCAUCAAAACGUUCGACGAGAGGUACCGGUGGAGAGGGAAGAAGUCCUCCAGUCCAGAAUAUCGACUCCAGGCAGCGUGUGUCGCCUGUGCCUCAGGAGGCGACGAAUGGUCCGACCGACGGCUGGUCACCUUCCAAAGGCGAUGAGAGAUGGUCUUCCAGUCCCAAGGAGCAGGUCUGACGGAUCAAGGAUAACAACAGUAUUAUACGUACAUCGAACUAAAACAUUGUUAAAAUUACAAGGGCCGACUUUGUCCUUAAAAGUGAUCUCUGGCUUAUAAGUGAGCGGACCCUGGAUCACACGCGCACUAGCGACAUCUGGGAGCCGGCUGCGAGGACGCGUUCUGAAUCGCGCUUAUGACAUUCACGGAGACUUGUAAUACAUAGAAUAAGUAAGCCUUAGGUUAUGUGUAAUGACCACGUUUUCAACUUUAUAUUUGACCAUAUACAUUUGUAAUUGGUUCGAGUGCAUCCAAGAUGCGUGUAAAACAUUUUAGUUUAAGAAUAAUAUAUGUAUAGAUAUUGUUACGCGCUUGGGUUUGGGAUAAAUAAAACUUACCGAAGUACAAAUUAAAACUUUAACACUUAGAACACUUUACAAUUCGUAAUUCGAUUCUUCCGCUUCGCUUCAGGUGAUCCGUUCGCUUGUUUCGCUUCGAGUAAAUUCGAUUACUGACUGCCUUCGUGUCAUCUCUGCAACGCUUUUAUAGUUUAUACGACACCCCUGGAAUUAUCGAGAACAUUCUCGAUUAGGCCAGUCGAUUCGAUAUAUGUUUUCGCUAUUUUAUACUAGAUGGCGUUGCACUUUUCGAGCGUUCUCGAUUUUAAGAGUUCUUUUGAUAUUCGUUUCAGCUAUUCGACGAUAGAUGGCGUUACUCAUACCCGCGUAGCAAUAUAUAUAUGUAAUAGAUUCGUAAGGCACCGUUGUCCGCUCGACUCUUGUGAGUGAUCGAAGGCGCUGGAUACAUUUUGUUUGUAACAAUUUAGUCUAGGCUCAGAAGUAUCUCGACUAAUUUUUUUCUUUUUUAUUUUAAAUAUAUUUAUUUGUAAAUAA
Molecule: messenger RNA, 3471 nt
Organism: Bombyx mori (domestic silkworm)
Lineage: Eukaryota; Metazoa; Arthropoda; Insecta; Lepidoptera; Bombycidae
Gene: Xe7
Product: A-kinase anchor protein 17A
Exons: 8
Coding region: 457-2598 (713 amino acids)
Source: RefSeq, a predicted model, not a curated record